Aspergillus novofumigatus IBT 16806 is the source of this 613-nucleotide messenger RNA. Its product is annotated as Eukaryotic translation initiation factor eIF-5A. Gene Ontology annotation, biological process: positive regulation of translational elongation; positive regulation of translational termination. The record is from RefSeq and is a predicted model, not a curated record. Gene Ontology annotation, molecular function: ribosome binding; RNA binding; translation elongation factor activity. The transcript has 4 exons. NCBI's taxonomy places the organism in Eukaryota, Fungi, Ascomycota, Eurotiomycetes, Eurotiales, Aspergillaceae. Bases 1 to 474 code for a protein of 157 amino acids.
AUGGCUGACGAGCAUGAGACCUUCGAGUCCGCCGACGCUGGUGCGUCCGCGACCUACCCCAUGCAGUGCUCCGCUCUGAGAAAGAACGGUCACGUUGUCAUCAAGGGUCGUCCCUGCAAGAUCGUUGAUAUGUCUACCUCCAAGACUGGCAAGCACGGUCACGCCAAGGUUCACAUCGUCGCUCUCGAUAUCUUCACCGGCAAGAAGCUGGAAGAUCUCUCUCCCUCCACCCACAACAUGGACGUUCCCAACGUCACCCGUCGUGAAUACCAGCUCCUUGAUGUCACUGAUGACGGUUUCCUCUCCCUCAUGGACGAGAACGGUAACACCAAGGACGACGUCAAGGUCCCCGAGGGUGAGAUUGGUGAUAAGAUCCAUAAGAUGUUCAACGACGAGGGCAAGGACUGCAACGUCACCAUCCUCACUGCCAUGGGCGAGCAGGCCUGCAUGGAUGUCAAGGAGGCUCCCAAAUAAAUGAUCCCGACACUUAUGGACCUCUUCUUGCUCCGUCGGCCAUUGUGUCUCCAAGGGUCUCCUGUUUCUAUGUGUAUGUCCUUUAGCUUAUGGAUGAUGCGACGUUUUGGGCGAUUUAUGGCAUGUCUGUUGCUUGACU